This is a messenger RNA of Pedinophyceae sp. YPF-701, 1440 nucleotides long. Lineage: Eukaryota; Viridiplantae; Chlorophyta; Pedinophyceae. The record is from the annotation of a GenBank genome assembly.
AUGACAAUGCACAUCCACGAGGCCAAGAACACCCAUGUGGCCAACAAUGAGAACCCUUUGCAGCCGCCAUCGCUGGGCGCGGCAGAAAAGCGCGCGCACCGCGCUGCGCCCUCGCGAGCCGGCAGCACACGCCCCGUGGUCAGACCCGGGGAACUCAGCGCUGUGCACAGACAGCGAGAGCCAUUGCUGCAAGCGCAGCGCUCUCGCUGCUGGACCAAUGACCAAUGCCGUGGCCACCACCCCGGGCGCCGAGAGAGGAGAGAUGUCCCAGAGCACGCCGAAUCGGCCAUCGGGCCAUUCCCCCCGUACACCACCUUACCGACGAUGCUUCUUCUUCAACCCCUCUCUACCCGCCCCCAAGACUACCCCCCCUCAAAACUGACACCCCCUCCCCCGACCCCCUCACUUUCACCUUUGGUGAAACGCUCUGAACCUCCUUCAGCUGGUUUCGAGCUCGUACCGCAGUUUCUCGCCACCACGCGUGUUGCCGCAAGCGGCAGCACGCCACCGCACCCCCCGCACCUCCGUCCCGCGGACGGCGGCCCGAUGUCGCCGCCGCCCGCGCGAGACGACCCCCGACGUCGUAGAAGUGCGGGGGUUCCAACGUCGCGCACAGCGCGGCCAAGAAAUGAGAACGUGACGGUGGUGUCCUCAACGAGAGGCACCUCGACACGUCUCCGACGCCCCUCCCCCUCCGUCCCCUUCGCCGCCGAUAUCUUGCUCGUAAAAUCCCAGCCCCGGGACGCCACGUGCCGCACACGUCUGUUUGUGCCACAACAGACGCCAUGUGCCAGGCGGCAACGGCCGCGGCGUUUCGCGGCGUCCGCACUCGCAGCGGCCAAUGUCCGCGUUUUGCGUCGCAUUGCGGAGAGCAAUACGACGCUCCACUGUCCGCCUCCGGCUCGAAAAGAUCAACCACUGAGAGCGAGGCAGGAGGGCACUGCACUUUUUGAUUCGCCCCACCUUGCAAGGGCACUCCAACGCCAAAUCAGGCCGCGCACGACCUCACAAAUCCUGCACCGCCGCCAUAUGCCCACUCUGCCCGUUUUGGCCCCAUCUGCCUCCUUCCCACGUCGCGGAAGAGCUCCGCCAGCACCGCCAAACAGCUCGGAGCAUCUGCACCGCUCGGAAUAUACGGCACUGCAUGAAACUGUCUGCCUGGACAUCGACCACGAAUGCAAGCGCUCUGUGUUGUCCUUACCCAGCCGACUGCACGUAACCCUCCACCCCGCCCCCGCUCUCCCGUCCGCCCCGAGUACCUGUCCCACCGGCCUGAUACACGUCGCGUACGUGACCUUUCUCGGCGCCGAUUUUCAUAGCGGCGCGUCACUGAACUCAGCUUUCGAAGAAAAGCAGGACCUCGGGGGGGGAGUUUUCGACGCUGGCCCUGACGCCACGCGCAGCCCCCGCCGCAGCGAUCCUCGAGCAAGAAUCCUGUAA